AUGACAUCACAAAAACGGCUCGAACAAAAGCGACAGAAUUUAGGAUCGCGAUUAACGUAUUUCGAAAAUUUAAUUGAAGAAGAAAGUUUAAGUGUAGAUGAACUAAGAAGACGUUACGAACGUCUUACCAAACAAGUAGAUAAUUAUGAAUCAUUGCAUGAACAGUGUUGUAAUAACAGCGCCGGAGAGACAGGAGUCGACGAUCUAGACCAACUCAUAGAAAGAUAUCACGUGAUCGGAGACAAAAUUGACUCGGGCGAUACGGCCGCGAUUAGUAACGCGAAUGGUUCGCAGGGAGACGACGGUACUACAAAUACCCGCGAUCAGCAAAUACGAUUACGCCGAAUCGAGAUCCCGAAAUUCGACGGAGACAUCGGAAAGUGGAUCCUGAAAUUUGACGGAGACAUCGGAAAAUGGAUCCAAUUUAAGGGGAGUUUUUUAACGCUGGUGGACGCGCGCACCGACAUGUCGGAUUUAGAAAAACAUAUAUACCUCCGCGAGUCUCUUACCGGUAGAGCGCUUCAGACGAUCGCGACAUAUUCACUGACCGGGCAGAAUUAUAAGAAUGCGUGGGAAAUGUUACUGAAAACUUUCGACCGGCAACGCAUACUCCUAGCACGGGCCAUUGACGCCUUCAUAGACACUCCACGGCCGAAAAACAUGUCAAUAGAAGAGAUGACACGGCUUGCGGGUGACUUGCGGGCCCAUACAGAUACUAUUACUUCUUUCAAUAUACCCCACGCACUGAUGGUCCGCCUUGGCGAACGCAUUCUACCCCGCGACCUUAGACAAGAAUGGGACAAACAGUUAGAUGCGGAUAAUUAUCCGACCAUGAGUCAGCUUUGCGACUUUGUGAACGAGUAUACACUCCGUAGCGUCGCGUCGUCAAAUAUUCYAUCGACAUCGAGAAAYGAGCCUCACGCAAAACGUAGAUWUACUGAGACGAUGACUUUACGGCCACGAAAACGACAGGAGACGCAUAUAACGCGYACGUUUCUUACUCAGACCUCAAAUAAGUGUAUUCUUUGCAAACGAGACAAACAUCUUUUAUACCAAUGUUCCCGAUACCAUGACCUGACGAGACAAGACAGACUGGCGAUAGUCAAACGUUACGGAUUAUGUCAAAAUUGCUUACGGAAGCACCGAGAUCCAUGUAAGAGUUCACAUUGUCAAAUCUGCAACCAGACCCAUCACACACGUACUGAGACGAUGACUUUACGACCACGAAACCGACAGGAGACGCAUAUAAAGCGCACGUUUCUUACCCAGACCUCAAAGAAGUGUAUUCUUUGCAAACGAGACAAACAUCUUUUAUACGAAUGUUCCCGAUACCAUGACCUGACGARACAAGACAGACUGGCRAUAGUUAAACGUUACGGAUUAUGUCAAAAUUGCUUACGGAAGCACCGAGAUCCAUGUAAAAGUUCACAUUGUCAGAUCUGCAACCAAACCCAUCACACGUCAUUACACAUAAACAAUUAUCGACAGAAGACAAUAACCCCCGUGAAGGAGAAGAUCGAGUUAACAUCUCAAACCAAACCUACCCCCGUAUGUCUAACACCAAUCUUUAAUAGUAACGCGCGCGGCGCAUCGAGUCAACUCCUUAUGAGCGCUAUGUGUCGUGUCCGACGGGGAGACGGGACCUUCAGAGAAUGUCGGGCGUUAUUAGAUACGUGUGCCGCCGCRCACUUCAUCACCGAAAAGGUCGCGAGAGAAUUACGCUUGCCGAUUAAACCAUAUUCAAUUCCCAUUCACGCUAUCAACGAUACCGUAACUCGAACGRCAGGUGUUAUUGAGAUAACCAUUCAAUCGCUAGACAAUAAAUAUCGCCGAAGCCUUUCRCUCUUCRUCGUCCCGAAGAUAGCGGAUCAGGUACCCGGRGAAGUCUUCCCGCGAGAAUUCGUUAAAAUUCCGUUCGGUCGAAAACUGGCAGAUCCCCAGUUCCAUUUACCACGACCGGUCGACAUCUUGAUAGGUUCCGGAGCAACGCUCGCACUCAUGUCAAUAGGACAAUUUUCUUUGUCAUCAGGACGCGGUGAUUUGAUACUACAGAAAACGCGAUUAGGUUGGGUGGUCGCCGGUGGAAUUGAAUCUGACAGCCACACAGGAAACCAUGCGUUCUUAGCGACGACCGAGUUAAGAGAACAGCUAGAAAAAUUUUGGUCAUUAGAAGAUGAGAAUGUAACGCGAUCGAAAUCGGUACACGAAAUUGCAUGCGAAAAUCAUUAUAGUCAAAAUACCAAACGCGACGUAUCGGGACGAUAUAUUGUGCGUCUACCCUUCCGCGAAGAGGGACACGAUUACAGUCACUUACGCAGUAUAGCCCUACGUCGGUUCCAUAAUCUCUGGAAGAAAUUACACGCGAACACCGAACUCCGCAAGGAAUAUGAACGGAUUAUGCAGGAAUACAUCGAUUUAGGACACAUGUCGAUCGUAGAAGACGAACCCAUAGGAGGUUGCUAUCUUCCCCACCACGCGGUCAUUAAAUCAGCCAGUAUGACAACAAAGAUUCAUCCGGACGAUCGCCAGUAUCAACGGAUAUUUUGGUUACAUAACGAACAGAUCCGCACCUUCGAACUCAAUACGGUGACAUUCGGAAUAGCCUCAGAACCUUUUCUUGCCAUACGAACCAUAAAACAACUCGCGAAGGAUGAAGGCGCAAAUCAUCCGCUCGGAGCCGAAAUAUUAAACUGGGAUCUAUACGUUGAUGAUCUCAUUACUGGAGCGGAUAACAUCGAAACCCUCGGAAGGAUACGCGAUCAAACCAUCGAAAUAUUGAAACGAGGCGGGUUUAACAUACGACAGUGGGCGUCUAACUUCCGACCGGUGCUCGAAAAUUUAGAUAUAAAGAACGUCGACGUCGAACUCUGCUCAGGGGAAAAUCAUGUUUUAAAGACACUCGGUAUUUCAUGGAACGCCCACCGCGAUUAUCUAAUCUAUUCCGUCGCGCCCGUAGAUACUCGCGAAAGAAUUACCAAACGACGAAUUCUAUCCGAAGUAGCAAGGAUUUUCGAUCCACUCGGACUGUUAGGACCCGUCAUUCUAACAGCUAAGGUCUUCAUCGAAGACUGCUGGAAAACACACGUUGACUGGGACGAAUCUGUGCCCAGCGCAUUACAUACUUCGUGGAUAACAUUCGCGGAACAAUUGAAAUUAAUCGAUUAUUUAACGAUCAAGAGACGCGUUACACUCAAUGACCCGAUCGACGUGCAAUUACACGGUUUCUGCGACGCGAGUCAAUCUGGUUACGGCGGCUACUUAUAUGUAAGAUCGCGAGAUAAAUUCGGUAAUACACGCGUGCGUCUACUUUGCGCUAAAAGUCGCGUGGCUCCUCUUAAGGACACCACCAUACCACGUUUAGAAUUAUGCGGAGCAUUGACACUCGCGCGAUUAUAUAGAGAAGUCCGGACCGUCGACGGAUUGAAACCCGACAAGAUAACGUUCUGGUCCGAUUCGAUGAUUGUAUUAGGUUGGCUGAAAAGAGACUCCGGUACGUUGAAAAUAUACACGGCAAAUCGCGUGCGCGAAAUACAAGAAAUCUGUGAAGGUAUCACAUGGCGACAUGUGCGAUCCGAAGACAACCCAGCGGACGCUUUAUCUAGGGGACAACUCCCACGCGAUUUUCUGAAGAACGAGGUAUGGAUUCACGGACCAUCCUGGCUCGAGCGACCGGAGGCCGAGUGGCCAAUCCCGACUGAAAGGGAAAUUCUCGAAUUGCCGGACGUAAAGAGACUAUCGGUACUAACGACGCGAAUUGAAUCAGGAAGCAUAUUUCAGCGAUUCUCUAGUUACACGCGAUUAUUAAAAAUURUAGCACGAUGCCGACGAUGGCUUAAAACUAACUCAUAUAAGGGAGAAUUGUCUACCGCAGAAAUAACAGAAACGGAACGGCGCGUUUUAAAAAUCGUGCAAGACGAACAAUUUCACGCCGAAAGAGAAAGGCUGAAGCGGGGGGAGUCAAGAGCACAAAGUUCGCCGCGUUAA
Messenger RNA from Polistes dominula (European paper wasp), 3984 nucleotides. RefSeq lists its product as uncharacterized. The record is from RefSeq and is a predicted model, not a curated record. NCBI's taxonomy places the organism in Eukaryota, Metazoa, Arthropoda, Insecta, Hymenoptera, Vespidae.